AUGGCGAAGUCCAUGAACAGAUGCGACGAGUCAUCUCUGGCCAAACGCAAACUUGGCCAGACUUUCCAGAGCGACCUUCCCAAACACGUUUCGGUGGACGGUCUUCCGGACUCGGUCUGCUACCGCGAUAUCGAGCUCUUUUACCUUAAAGACCCAGAUAGCAAACGCGAUGUUCUUUGUGCCAUUAUCAAGUUUUGCAAUCUUAAAGUCCCCAAGCGCAGCCAUUCUAUUGACCUCCGGUGGAAGCCGGAGAUGUUAGAUACCCCCUUUCUUCGGCGCCUUGAACGCACUACAUACGGCUACGAACUUCAUAAAUCUUUGCCGAUGACGUACGACUCGAGCCGACAGGCGCUCCAAGAGUUGGGUCGAGAUGCGAGAUUUAAGGAUAAUAUUGGCUAUUAUAACUACCGGCGCUGGACUACAAAUAAAGUUAAUUGGAACUUUACUAGCCAGGAACGGAAACGGGUGCUCGGCUAG
Molecule: messenger RNA, 477 nt
Organism: Aspergillus tanneri
Lineage: Eukaryota; Fungi; Ascomycota; Eurotiomycetes; Eurotiales; Aspergillaceae
Exons: 4
Coding region: 1-477 (158 amino acids)
Source: RefSeq, a predicted model, not a curated record